GUGACAAGACUCCAGAACAUUUUUACUAUUUCUGACGUAUUUUUCGGCACCUGCAUCCGAUGAACCACCGGUUCAAGUCUAGAGGGCCGGAGAUUCAUAUUCAAAUGAAACCGCUCAUUCUGGCCUCCGACAAUGACGGUGUGCGACAAAACGAGAUUGAUUAUAUAGAGGGUUCCAGCUUUCAGCAAAGAGGAUUUUCUUCCUCGAGAUCUUGUCCAAAACUGAUCGCACCCAGCUCAUCUCAUACGGCCUCUUCCUGUGCGGGUCCUAUCUCUGGUUCAAAGAGUGAAUACUCCGCGUUGCUGAAUGAACGUGCCCACGAGUCUGCAAUUUUUGGUCAACUCUCCGGACCUCCUACAAGCACUCUCGGAAGCGAUCCAACUGAUUCAAAAGAAAAUUUGGUAUCCUCAGUGGACACCGUAAAACAGCUCAUACAUCAACGAUUGGAGAAGUCAGACGAAACUGCCUGGGCCAGUUGGGUACUUCGGUUGACUGUGCUUAAGGAGGCCAGAGCGAAAGAACUCGCCGUGGCUGCUCACAAGCGACGACCUACCGGGGCUCCUUCUUUCGGUUAAUUUUGCACCCACAUUUGCACUUUUCCUGGGCAUUCUCCCUCUUUCAGUUUGUCAGACAGAGCACGGUGUUUGAAUAUAGACUUCUCAGAGCAGCUUACCUUGUCAGUUUUCUCUCCUCGUAGAGCAGCCGACUGCAAUUUCAAUUGAUUUGUCACUUCUUCCAAGUUGGGGAUCUCCCUCGUUUGCAAUAAAUCGGAAUACCGCG
This is a messenger RNA of Dicrocoelium dendriticum, 780 nucleotides long. NCBI's taxonomy places the organism in Eukaryota, Metazoa, Platyhelminthes, Trematoda, Plagiorchiida, Dicrocoeliidae. The record is from the annotation of a GenBank genome assembly.